Messenger RNA from Cottoperca gobio, 2145 nucleotides. It is a transcript of the gene lta4h, whose product is annotated as leukotriene A4 hydrolase. Gene Ontology annotation, biological process: leukotriene biosynthetic process; proteolysis; peptide catabolic process. Bases 1 to 1848 code for a protein of 615 amino acids. Gene Ontology annotation, cellular component: cytosol; nucleus. NCBI's taxonomy places the organism in Eukaryota, Metazoa, Chordata, Actinopteri, Perciformes, Bovichtidae. The transcript is spliced from 19 exons. Gene Ontology annotation, molecular function: metallopeptidase activity; aminopeptidase activity; epoxide hydrolase activity. The record is from RefSeq and is a predicted model, not a curated record.
AUGUCGGACCCGUGCUCCUUCUCCUCCGUCUCCCGCAGCGUCACCAAGCACCUGAACCUGACGCUGCACGUGGACUUCGUCCGGCACGUGAUCAAAGGCAAAGUGGCGCUCACCGUGGAGGUUCUCCAGGACCGACUCAAUGUUCUGACUUUGGACACCAGAGACCUGCAGAUCGUGUCAGUGAACGCUAACGGACAAGCGGCCCGCUUUACGAUGGGCCCUAAACACAGCUUCAAGGGGACGCCGCUGGACAUCACGCUGCCCUUUGACCUCUCCAGAGGGCAGCACGUGAUCGUGGAGGUGACCUAUGAGACGUCUCCGUCUGCGUCGGCGCUGCAGUGGCUCUCACCGGAACAGACUGCCGGCAAGAAACAGCCGUACCUGUUCAGCCAGUGUCAGGCUCAUCACUGCAGGAGUAUGGUUCCCUGUCAGGACAGUCCGUCUGCCAAACUCACCUACUACGCUCAGGUGUCGGUCCCUAAAGACCUGGUGGCGGUGAUGAGUGCGAUGAGAGACGGACAGGAAGUGGAUCCUCUGGACAGAGAGCGCAUCAUCUACAGGUUCAGACAGCCGGUGCCCAUGCCUUCAUACCUGAUAGCCAUCGUGGUUGGAGCUCUGGAGAGCAGGGAAAUCGGGCCAAGGACGAGAGUCUGGUCUGAGAAAGAGUUUGUGGAUAAAGCCGCGUUCGAGUUUUCUGAAACGGAGACCAUGCUGAAGACGGCCGAGGAGCUCGCUGGGCCGUAUGUUUGGGGUCAGUACGACAUCCUGGUUCUUCCUCCAUCGUUCCCCUACGGAGGCAUGGAGAACCCCUGCCUGACCUUCGCCACACCCACACUGCUGGCAGGAGACAAGUCUCUGUCUAAUGUGAUCGCUCAUGAGAUCUCCCACAGCUGGACCGGGAACCUGGUGACCAACAAGACCUGGGAACACUUCUGGCUGAACGAGGGUCACACAGUGUACCUGGAGAGGAUGAUCGGCAGGUCCAUGGACGGCGAGCAGUUCCGACAGUUUAAAGCCAUGGGGGGAUGGAAGGACCUGCAGGACUCGGUGAACACGUUUGGAGCCAACAACCCUCUGACCAACCUCGUCCCCAGCCUGCAGGAUGUUGACCCCGAUGACGCCUUCUCCUCGGUGCCCUACGAGAAAGGGUUCGCUCUGCUGUACCACCUGGAGGAGCUGCUGGGGGGGCCAGAGGUGUUCAUGGGCUUUGUGAAGUCGUACAUCCAGAUGUUUGCGUACGGCAGCGUCACCACAGACGAGUGGAAGAACUUCCUGUUCACCUACUUCAAGGACAAGGUGGACAUCCUGAACAAGGUGGCCUGGGACUCCUGGAUGUACACUCCUGGGAUGCCUCCAGUCAAACCUCAGUACGACACCACACUGGCCGACGCUUGCAUUGCUCUGAGCCAGAGGUGGAUCAAGGCCAAAGAGCAAGACCUGAGCAGCUUUAAAGCAUCCGAUGUGAAGACGCUGACGUCCCACCAGGUCAUCGAGUUCCUGUCCCUCCUGCUGCAGGAGGAAGAUGCUCUUCCUCUGACUCACGUGAAGAAGAUGCAGGAGGUUUACGAUCUCAACGCCAGCAUGAACGCAGAGAUCCGCUUCAGGUGGCUCAGGAUGUGCGUGCGCUCUAGGUGGGAGGAGGCGGUUCCCAUGGCGAUGAAGAUGGCGACGGAUCAGGGCCGGAUGAAGUUCACCAGACCGCUCUUCAAAGAGGUGUUCAACUUUGACAAGUUUCGUGACGAAGCAGUCCGAGUGUUUCUGGCUCAGCGAACUGCGAUGCACCCGGUCACCGCCGGGCUGGUCGCCAAGGACCUGAAGGUGGACGCCGGCAACACCACCAGCCUGUGACACCAGAAACUCUUUUCAUACGCAUUAAUCAUUACAGGAAUCUGUCAAGCAACAUGUCUUUAAAAAUAUAUAUAUAUAUAUAUAUAUAUAUAUAUAUAUAUAAAAAUUUGACCGAAGGGAUAUUACCAGAUGAAACAUUGAUAUACACAUUAGAUAAUAUCAUCUGGACACCAUCAAUAUGAAGCUUCUGCUAUUCUUACGUUACGAAACCACCGUUAUUGCAAAACUCAACAUCUCUGCUCUUUUCUUUGUCAAGGCUGAAGAAAUAAAACGUGUCUGAAGGAAACUGUUUCAUUA